AACUUUAGAGGUUCUCAUGUAACGCCUCCAUCUUUAGCUCAACCCCCUCAGAGGCCAGGAAGCACAGAGGGUAUAAAAGAUCUGAGAUCAGCUCCACUCAGGCUUCAGACCUGCAUCACCUGCGAUAAUCUCACACUGCAUUUCAGUCCUAUUGCAAUGCUGUCCCGGACGCUGGUUGUUCCGUUGAUUUUUGCAUUAGUGGGUAUCUCUAUUUCUGCACCAAUAAACGAUGGAACAGAUAAUGAUGAGGCGGCUGCAGCCCUAGGGAACCUCAAUGCUCCUCCAACUCCACUCCCUGGAAAUGGAGACUCAGGAACUACAGAUGGAAAAGAUUCAGCAGAGAAUCAAGGAGGUCCCAAUGAUUCGUCUGACACCACUGAAAAACCAGAGGCUGAUGGUGCUCCUGACACAUCAGACACAAACAGUGACAAAAGCGUGGAUGAAGCCACCAGUGGCCCAGAUUCAUUAGACACGACAGAUACUGAUACUGACACAGAAAAAGACACAGACACAGAUACUAAUACAGAAACAGAUACAUCACAGCAGAAGACAAGUGAUUCAGAUGAGAACAAUGAGAAACCAUCAGCAGAGGACAGCAAAGAUGCAGAUCAUGCUGACACAGAUUCAAAAGAAAAGGAAUCUGCAGACACGGAAGAAAAGGCAGACACUGAUUCAGAUGGCUCAGACGGUGAUUCUGAUAGUGUGGAAAAGAAAGAUUCUGAUGACGCACAUGAUGAUGCAAAUAAAACCUCUACAGAAGAUACAAACGAUUCAUCUGACAAAGAUUCUUCAGACACAAAUGAGCAGCAGGACUCUGACGAUUCUGACAAAGACAAAACAGACAGAGACGCUGAUGAAAAGAGUGAUGAGAAAGACGACAAAGACGACAAAGACGACAAAGACACCAGCAAUGACUCCAGUAAAGACUCAGAAGACAAGGGUCAAGAAUCCUCUGAGACGCCAGAAAAAAGUGACAAAGACAGCGACUCAGACACUGAUGAGGUGAAAGUUUCAGAUGAUUCCAAAGACCAGGAUUCAGAAUCGAAAGACACCGACAGCACGGAGAAGAAAGAAAAAGACCAGGACUCCGACAGCGACCAAGACACGGCAGAUUCCCCUGAUGUAGCAGACGCCAAGGACAGCACUGAGGACAAAGACAAGGACAGCAGUGACCCGAAAGACACCGAAGAUGAUGGAGACAGUGAGAAGGACACCAAAGACAAGGAGGAGACCAAUAAGACGGGCAGCGACAGCAAUGAGGGAAAAGACAAAGAGGACGAAUCCAAACCACACAAACAGGACAAGGACGACGCCACCUCAAAAGAAGACGUCACAGCCAGUCAGUCUGACGAAAGUCCACUGGAGGAAAUGAAAGAAGACAAGCAGGAAGACAAACCUGAUUCUGACAGCUCCAGUCUGGACUCAAAUUUAGACUCUGACUCUGACAGCAAAGACAAAGAGCAGGACAAAGCAAAGAGCAGCACAGAGUCCACAGACACAGAAAGCUCUGAUAGCGACAGCAAGAGCGACACGGACAGCUCAGAAACAGGAGGGGAAGAUACUGAUGAAGACAAUGACUCCAGCGUAGAAAAGGAGAAACAAGAGUCUCCUGAAGGUGCAUCAGUAGAGACAAAUGACUCUGAUGCUGACUCCAGUGAUGACCAUGACAAUGACUCAACAGAUGCUACGACAUCAAACGAGGAAAACACUGGUGCAGACAGCCAUGAUGCAGCAGACGAUGAUGAUGACACUGAUGCCCAUGAUGAUAAAGUCGGGGUUAAAGAUGAAACAGACACUGCAUCUAAUACACACGAUGAACCAGAGCAUCUUGAUGACACAACACAAGGAUCAGAUGAUGGCAGCAAAACCCCUAUGCCAAGCUCCUAGCGACCAGGACUCUACAAAAACAUUGUAACAGAUUUUCCUGGAGAGACGUAAAAGAAUCACCUGAGACAGUCAAGAUAACCAGAGUUUCACAUCCCAUUAAAACACAUUGACACGUCCCUCAUGUCCUUUCUCUCUCUUUUUCUUUCUCAUAUGGUGAAGGUUCCUUUCUAAGGGUUCUGGGAUGCAGAUUAAAUUAUUCAGCUGUUUGCUGUACAUUCCAUUUUUUAACUUUGUCCUAAUUCUAGAACUUCUGUAUCGUUUGAUAUAUUAAUUUGACCAAUUUUAGAUGGAAAUGCAUGAUGAACAGUGAGGGUCUGGAAUUGCGUACCUCAUGCAUUCGUCUGUUUGCGUAGGGUCUAAAUAUAUUUCGUUUUGAGUGACACAUUAAACUUAGAGAGUAGAACUAACAGAAGGACUUUUGAGAAAGUUAAAAGAUUUGGGUCUGGUGAAAAUGUUCAUCUAUCAAACCUGCGAUGGCUCCAUUGGUUUGUCCACAUGGUGUCCCCAUCCUUGACACUGACAGAAAGACCGCAGCUGCUACGACGAGAACCUUCCCUCCUGCUCUCAAAUAAACGCCGACCUGAAAUGUCACAGAAUGAGAUACUUGCCCACGUAAAUGAUUUGAGACUGUACAGACAAUUUCUGAUAGAAUCUCUGAUGUCUAUGUCUCUGUGGAGGAUUACUAAUAAAUUAGCAAUGUAAGAGCACAGAUUGUUCUGAAAACUGUUAAAAAAUAAUUUUGUAUAGAUUUACAAGAAGUCAUUUUAAUAUGUACACAGGGAGCAAAUCUAAUAAAGACUGGGUUGUCAGAAAAUCAAA
Molecule: messenger RNA, 2706 nt
Organism: Labeo rohita (rohu)
Lineage: Eukaryota; Metazoa; Chordata; Actinopteri; Cypriniformes; Cyprinidae
Gene: stm
Product: starmaker
Exons: 24
Coding region: 157-1887 (576 amino acids)
Source: RefSeq, a predicted model, not a curated record